Gasterosteus aculeatus aculeatus (three-spined stickleback) is the source of this 903-nucleotide messenger RNA. The record is from RefSeq and is a predicted model, not a curated record. Lineage: Eukaryota; Metazoa; Chordata; Actinopteri; Perciformes; Gasterosteidae.
AAGUGACAGAGCAAGGAUCGACUGACGGAUGAGUUAAGAGAAAGAAAGCCAGUUCGCAGAGAGAAGGGAGGGACCGAGGAGUUAAGAUCAGCGAUACCAUUUUCCCAGGAAGCUGGUGGAAGGAUGUGUGAUCCAGCAACCGCAGUCGAGUCCGCCCCAACUUUUGUUUCUGCUGUCCCUAUGGUGGUAGCUGAAGAAAUGCAAGAUGGUACUAAAACCCAAUCGGCAAAUAAGAAUGGGAAGAAGUCAGACUCUGGGUCCGGCGGCAGCUUCUUCACCUGGUUCAUUGUGCUCGCCCUGUUGGGUGUCUGGACCUCUGUAGCCGUGGUCUACUUUGACCUGGUGGACUACCAGGGAGUUCUUGACAAAGCUAAGGGCUUACAAAUUAACCUGUCUGAAGCCUUGCAAGGAAAACUGCAGUCAUACGAUACAGAUGGCGAUGGUGAUUUUGAUGUCGAGGACGCAAAAGUUCUGCUAGGACUCAAAGAGAAGGCUGUGGUUGUCACGACCCGUCGUGAAGAAGCUGCUGCUCCAUUUGUGACUCCAGAAGCUGAACCGACACCCGAAGCUGUGUUUGAGCCUGAGCCUGAGCCUGUGGAAGAUGUGAUUGAAGCUGCUGUAGCAGAGGACACUUCUGCACCAGCACCAGAGCUUGAGAUCGAUCCUGAGCCGGAGGUAGAAUCUGAGGCUGAGGUAGAUCCUGAGCCUGUGGAGACCCCUGAGGUGUUUGAGGAGGAUCCGGAGGUGCUGGAGGCGGAGCAGGCUGUUGAGGAGGUUGAAGAAACAAUCGAAGAGCAGCCUGUGGAGACGGAGGCAGCAUUCAAGGAGGAGACUGCAACAGGGCCGGCCGUGGAGGAGGAGGAGGCUGCUGUGGAGGAGGUGAGGCUGUAUAUGAGGCUGUAG